Ipomoea nil (Japanese morning glory) is the source of this 888-nucleotide messenger RNA. Its product is annotated as mitogen-activated protein kinase kinase 4-like. The record is from RefSeq and is a predicted model, not a curated record. Gene Ontology annotation, biological process: protein phosphorylation. Gene Ontology annotation, molecular function: protein serine/threonine kinase activity; ATP binding. Gene Ontology annotation, cellular component: cytoplasm. The transcript has 2 exons. NCBI's taxonomy places the organism in Eukaryota, Viridiplantae, Streptophyta, Magnoliopsida, Solanales, Convolvulaceae. The coding region runs from base 1 to 888 and encodes 295 amino acids.
AUGGAUUCUUCAUUAAUCCCAACAGCGGUAACCUCAGACGAGGAAUCUGUGGCGGCGGCGGCGACUCUUCCUCCUCCUAAUCAUCCUAUCAACAUCUCGGAAGUGGAGUGGGCCUACCACGACUUCAUUGGCACUGGGGGCAUUUGCGAAGUGUACAAGGCCUUCCACCCGCCGAGUGGCAACAACUAUGCUUUGAAGUUGCAGUCCACUGACAUGAUAGGAGAUGACGUGGUCUGCCAACAUUUCAGCCGCGAGAUCCACCUACUCUCAAACCUUGACCACCCCAACAUCAUCAAAUUCUUUGGCUACAACAGGAUAGAUGAUGAUGACGAGGAGGAGGUUGAUAAUGGAGCGUUGCCAAACAGAGCCUACCUCCACACUCGCGGAAUUGUUCAUCUUGAUAUCAAGCCUGCCAAUCUCCUCCUCAACUCUCAAGGCCGGGUAAAGAUAGCUGAUUUCGGAACUUCCCAAAUCCUCCUCAACAUGGAAACAUGCUGCCAACUCUCCCCCGGAACGCCGGAAUACAUGAGCCCUGAGAGGAUCCAGGGCCUCUUCUUGAAACAGGGACUGCCCAAAGUGCAUGCAUAUGCAGGGGAUAUAUGGAGCCUUGGGUUGAGCAUCUGGGAGUUAUACGUGGGGAAGUAUCCAUUAGGUGAUUGCUUAAAAUUUAAAGCAAAUUUGGCAGCUGUCAAGACCGCCAUUUCCGGGUGGGAGUCCAUGCCACCAGUGAUGUUGAUGCCCGACACGACUUCACCAGAGUUGAGAGAUUUCAUUGCUUGUUGCUUGGAGAUACAUCCUCAGAAUAGGUUCACCGCGGGGAAUCUGUUGGGCCACCCCUUCAUUUUGCAGUACCAAACCAACCCAACCACCCUCUCAUCUCAAAUAUAA